UGUAUUGUCCUGUCACUUUCCUUUUCAAAUAUCAUUAAUGGCCCUAAGGAUAUAUUUGUCGUUAAGGAUUAGACUAGACAUCUUGAGUUGGUUCAAAGGUCUGUUAUAGACUCCUGUCAUGAUCUUGGGUCUCUCUGGUCCUUGGCUCUUGUUCUGCAGAGUGACUAUAAAAUGCAUCUUUUUUGGCUUUUAUCUCAUCAGAGUGUUAGUCAAGUAAAAUGGAAGCUGGCAAAGGGCAUCUGAUUGCUUACUGUGAACACAUUAGAAGGGAGGGAGAAGAGCUUCUUAAGCUAGAGAACAAUUUUGGCAGAAAAAAUGCCUAUAAAUGGAAGGUGGAUAAAUUUGAGAUGGAAAUUUGAAGAAAGUUUCUCAUCAUCAGAUGAGUCAAGCUCCAGAGCACUAUUCCAGGAUGAUUUGGGGGGAGAACGACCUGGUGCAUAAGGUUACCAGAUGGAUGCCAGAGAUAAGCAGCUUUUACGCUCCCUGCGCAUUGAGCUCUGCACAGAUGUGCUGGUGGAUGGACUUGUUAUUCAGUAUCUCUUCCAAGAAGGGAUUCUUACAGACAGUCAUGUUCAAGAAAUAAAAGCCCAAACCACCAGUCAGAGGAAAACUAUGAUGCUCCUUGAUAUUCUCCCCACCAGAGGACCCAAAGCUUUUGAAGUGUUCUUGGAUUCCUUACAGGAGUUCCCAUGGGUUAAAGACAAGCUGAUGAUGAAGCGUAAGGAAAUGACAGUACAAGGUCCUUCAGAUUUAACUGUAAUUGCACCAUGCAUUUUGAAGACUUCACCAACAGAUCAGCAGCUGAACAAGCUUGCGAGGAGGCUGGGACCCGAAUGGGAGCAUGUGGUUCUGUGCUUGGGUUUGUCCCAUACUGACAUCUAUCAAUGUAAAGUCAAUCACCCUCACAACCUGCAGUCACAGAUCGUAGCUGCAUUUGUCCUGUGGAGACAGCGUUUGGGGAAAAAAGCAACAAUCCAAAGUCUGCAAGCCAGUCUGAUAGCAGAAGAAGUGGAUCCUUCUGUGAUGCAGUACAUGCUUCAGGGAAGCCAUGCUAUUGAUUGAGAGCUUCCACGUACUUCGUUAAAUUAGAGAGUGGAAAUGUAUGUUGAAGAUUGGAUGCCUCAAACUAGAAAAAAACUGGAGUUGGGAACUGUGAUUUUAUUAAGCUUAAACAUUCCAGUUUUCUGUGGCAUCUUGUGACUUGUAAUUCUUUUCAUGCCAGAUUAAUUUUUAGCAGGCAUUAAAAAAUGAAUCAUU
This is a messenger RNA of Corapipo altera (White-ruffed manakin), 1257 nucleotides long. It is a transcript of the gene CRADD, whose product is annotated as CASP2 and RIPK1 domain containing adaptor with death domain. Gene Ontology annotation, biological process: regulation of apoptotic process; signal transduction. Lineage: Eukaryota; Metazoa; Chordata; Aves; Passeriformes; Pipridae. The transcript has 3 exons. The record is from RefSeq and is a predicted model, not a curated record. Bases 451 to 1062 code for a protein of 203 amino acids. Gene Ontology annotation, molecular function: protease binding; death domain binding.